UUCAGCAGUCUCAGUCGGUGUCGAUCAGCACAUAUCAAUCAUACGCCGAGUGUGUCCAAUUAGCGAGAGGGCCAGGUGUUUGUUCUGUUUGCUGUGUUCUUCGGCCAGGCUCUUGAAAUCGAAUUACACGCCAUGUGAUCCAUGAAGAGCGCUGCAACCAGAAGAGAACAAUCCCCCAGUCAUCGGGGAAUCAUUACUGAGCAGGCCCUGUUGUCAAAGUACAGGCAUAGGAAUCGAAAUUAGAGCCACCAGUUUGCCAAGUUCUAGUUUUGGAUUGGACGGCGAGGCGCCCAACUGGAUAGCAGCUAAUUAUACAGCCUAAACUGUAUUAAUUCGAGAAUCUUCUGCCGAGCGAGUUCCGGUUCGAGUUGGCUAGUUGCCAAUUGCAGAGCGAGGCAGCCGAAAUGACGACCUACAUGAAGAUUGUCGAGGAGCGCAUCUCCGGCCUGGCGAAAGGCGUUGAUGAGACGGUGGACAGCUGGUUCCUGAUGAGCUCCCCUGGGCCCGUGGUGGCCGUGGUGCUGGUCUACCUGGCCUUCGUGCUCAAAAUCGGACCCGAGUACAUGAAGAACCGCAAGCCCAUGGACCUCAAGCGCAUCAUGGUCUUCUACAACGCCUUCCAGGUCCUCUACUCCAUUUGGAUGUGCCGCACGUCCAUCCAAGAGAGCAACGUGAUGGCCUCGAUCUUCUCGAAGAAGUGCGAGAUCAACCGCACCAGGGAGCAGAACCUGACCCUCUACUCGGGCGCCUGGUUCUACUUCUUCUCGAAGAUCAUCGACCUGCUGGACACGACGUUCUUCGUGCUGCGCAAGAAGGACAACCAGGUGUCCUUCCUGCACGUCUACCACCACACGAUCACGGUGCUCUUCUCCUGGGGCUACCUGAAGUACGCUCCCGGGGAGCAGGGCGUCAUCAUCGGCAUCCUCAACUCGGGCGUGCACAUCAUCAUGUACUUCUACUACAUGGUGGCCGCCAUGGGACCGCAGUACCAGAAGUACCUCUGGUGGAAGAAGUACAUGACCAGCAUCCAGCUGAUCCAGUUCGUCCUCAUCCUCGGCUACAUGCUCGCCGUCGGCGCCAAGGGCUGCAACAUGCCCAAGACCCUCACCUUCUUCUUCGUGGGCAACACGGUGAUCUUCCUCUACCUGUUCGGCAACUUCUACCGCAAGACCUACAACAAGAAGAAGGCCAUCGAUGGCUCCGGCUCCGGUUCGGUCCGCUCCACUGGCAGCAGCCUGGCCCAGUCCGCCCUGCGUGCCGCCGGCGGCAUGGGUUGCAUGCCCCAGACGAUGAACGCCGGCAAGCACGUCCUGCAGAACGGCCAGCCAGGAAAGGCCUACUUGGAUCUGAACAACAACAGCGUGAAGCCGAUGAAGCUGGAGUGAGAGUGGUGCCGGGAUUCAGUUAUCAGUUAGCAGAUAGCAAAGUUAAAAUUUAGCACUACGUUUUAGAGCGGGGCUUAGUCUAAGUAACUCUUAACUCUACCAUUACCCCUAACCUUACCUUACCAUACCUUACCUUACCUUACCUUACCUUACCAUACACUAUUGUAGUCCGUAGUCUGCGGAGAACCUUGUAUAAUGUUUAUAUGCCGGGCAGGCGACGAUCCGAACCCAAAAAGUAGCUAGAACCCUAAGUGUUUGUUUGUGUGGCUGCGGCCAAGUCUGACUGAGUACGUGUUAAUGUUUUUCUAGCUGAUGUGUGCCUGUGUGUGCGAAAGUGUGAUAGAGCUUCUUAAUGAAAUGCAGCCGUAAAGAUUUCAAUAAAACUUUGAUUUUGUAUAUUUAAUAAAAGCCAA
Drosophila ficusphila is the source of this 1798-nucleotide messenger RNA. RefSeq names its product elongation of very long chain fatty acids protein 7 (gene bond). The coding region runs from base 405 to 1385 and encodes 326 amino acids. Gene Ontology annotation, biological process: fatty acid elongation, polyunsaturated fatty acid; sphingolipid biosynthetic process; very long-chain fatty acid biosynthetic process. Gene Ontology annotation, cellular component: endoplasmic reticulum membrane. The record is from RefSeq and is a predicted model, not a curated record. The transcript is spliced from 4 exons. NCBI's taxonomy places the organism in Eukaryota, Metazoa, Arthropoda, Insecta, Diptera, Drosophilidae. Gene Ontology annotation, molecular function: fatty acid elongase activity.